This is a messenger RNA of Penicillium hordei, 681 nucleotides long. RefSeq lists its product as uncharacterized. NCBI's taxonomy places the organism in Eukaryota, Fungi, Ascomycota, Eurotiomycetes, Eurotiales, Aspergillaceae. Bases 1 to 681 code for a protein of 226 amino acids. The transcript has a single exon. The record is from RefSeq and is a predicted model, not a curated record.
AUGCCAGCCUUUACCGAAGAGAUCACAUCUAUGAUCAACGGUGUCCCUGGCACAGAAAAGUAUCCUUGCAUCUUCCUUGACCCAACAUUGAGCUUUGCCAACAAAAGGUAUGGCGCAGAAGAUAGGAGGAAUACGGCCACCCCAGCUCUGGCCCCAUCUAAGCUUUUGCAAAUUGGCCGAUGUUGCAACUCUGGUGUUCUUCGGCGUUUUGGUGCUAUCCCGACCAGACUGACUGUUGUAACGUCAGCGCGUGAGAUGCCCGACCACAUUUCCAGCAUCAGUGCCGAUCACGUGGCCAAGAUUCCGUUGGUAUUAGCAACAGAAAAGUACAAUCGACAGUUCUGGAAGGUCCUCUUACAUACCAUUGUACCAGGAACGAGGAUGCCAGCUCGAUCUGCUGCUCUUUUUGCUGCUCUCAGUCUGCAGAUGGGGAUUGUGCCACUCAUGAAAGUAGCAGAACAGGAGAUGCUUGCGUUCAAAGACAAAUGGAAUGACCCUGCAGUACCCCAGACAUGGAAUCUCGGAUGCUUGACACUUCUCCUUGCCGCUAAUGAAGCACACCAGAAGCAGCGAGAUAUGGGGUUGAUCAUAGCCCGGUCUCAAAUUUUGAAUCGCACUGACAGAGAUUUAUUUGACCGUCUUGUUACUUAUAAACUUCUAGAAGAGAAUCUCCGCACCUGA